This is a messenger RNA of Aphis gossypii (cotton aphid), 840 nucleotides long. RefSeq lists its product as uncharacterized. Gene Ontology annotation, biological process: DNA repair; telomere maintenance. Gene Ontology annotation, molecular function: DNA helicase activity. Lineage: Eukaryota; Metazoa; Arthropoda; Insecta; Hemiptera; Aphididae. The transcript has a single exon. The record is from RefSeq and is a predicted model, not a curated record. The coding region runs from base 1 to 840 and encodes 279 amino acids.
AUGAAUUCGCCAAAUCGAACUGCAUCUGAUUUAAUGAAUACUGAAAUGAAUCGUGAACUGCAGUACAGUACUGUAGAAAUGGCAGCGAUUGUUGCCCGCAAUGUCCCACUAAUGAAUGAGGAACAAAGAACCAUUUAUGAUCGCAUUAUGCUCGCAGUUUCAGCUGGACAAGGUGGGUUCUUCUUUUUGAAUGCACCGGGUGGAACUGGCAAAACAUUCGUUAUUUCGCUAAUUCUUGCUGAAAUACGAUCAAAUAAUGGGAUCGCAUUGGCCGUUGCAUCAUCGGGCAUUGCAGCAACUUUAUUGGAUGGAGGUAAAACAGCUCAUUCAGUAUUUAAGCUGCCACUAAAUAUUCAGAAUAACCCUGACGCGGUAUGCAACAUUAAGAAACAAUCGUCCAUGGCCACUGUGCUGAAACGGUGUAAAAUUAUUAUUUGGGAUGAAUGUACUAUGGCACACAAACAUUCACUUGAGGCGUUGAACAGGACAUUGAAAGAUAUUAAAAACAGUGACAAACUAUUUGGUGGAACUCUGUUGGUCCUUUCAGGUGAUUUCAGACAAACACUUCCAGUCAUUCCACGUUCGACAUACGCUGAUGAGAUCAACGCUUGCUUAAAAUCAUCUCCAUUGUGGCGUAAUGUUGAAAAAUUACAGCUAAAAAUAAAUAUGCGCGUUCAAAUGCUUCAAGAUCCAUCCGCUGAAACAUUUUCAAAACAACUCUUAGAUAUCGGUGAUGGAAAAGUUGCUAUAGAUGAAACUGGAAAAGUAAAAUUACUGUUCGCCGGAAUAAAAAGACGGCAACUCGAGCUGACGUACCUAAUGUGGAAAUUUUAUUAUUGA